UCUCCCCUUUGAAUAUGGCUGCCGCUGUCAGAGUGCAGUCUUCUGUCGCCAGCUGUUAUAAACAAUUUAACUCUGGGAUUUCCUGUAAAAAGGACUCUGCGUCCAGUUUAGCAUUUGCUUAUGGAUAUACCAUCUGUGACAACAAUGUGUGAGCGGCCCCCGAAAGGAGGGAGCUCGACAGAUCCCUGCAGGUCUGGGAGGCGUGUUCGCAGGCAGCCGGGAAGGCGAAGCCCCGCCGCUCACCCCGCCCAUGACACACGAAUGGCAUCAGGUUUGGAAAAUGGACUGCGAUUAUAUAUGCUUGGAAUGAACUGCUGCGGAGGACACCCCCCCAAGUCCUAUGAUUGGUUACGGACGCACCCUGGUGGGAGGGGACUCAGGAAAAGGUGGGCACGGAUUGGUGGCUUCUCAUUCCGGCCGUUCCAUUGCCGGGCUGUUGUAAGGAUAUUAAGUUACAUUGACGUUCACCUUUUCCCUAAACCUGAAGAUGUUAAUCAGAAAUUCAAGAGAAAACGGCUUUAGAAACCCUUAAGACUGGCCUUUUUAAAAUCAUACCUGCUUCAUUCCCCCAUCUCCUUUUUCACAAAUAAUACCAACAGCAUCCUACGCUGCAUUUUUGUUUAUUUAUUGAUAGGUAAUAGAUCUUCAAUGUCCUUAACAUUGCUGUUUCCAUUAUAUUACUUUAACUUAAUUAAUCUACCACUGGGGUAUUGAUCUUCUUAAUGGACAGUUUAUAGGCCGAUUUACGUCAGAUAAAAGUAAUUAGCAAGACAGUAAACCGUUGUGUUUUGUUUAGGAGGAAGUCACUCUUAUGUCAUCAAUGAUACGGGCAGUUAAUAAUAAUAAUAGGUAUUACAGCCGCUAAAAGAGCUGUAAUAUGGUGAAUCCCGCCCCGCACCAUCGGAGCCGUAUGGAGGAGAAAUCUGGUUUUACUUCCCCGCUGAGAUCAGUGACGCGGCGAGUCCGAAAAGUUUCGGAAAGUUUCCGAGUCAGAAAAGAAAAAAAAGAGGAAAAACAAAACCCCCCAGAGCAGCCUGUCUCUCUCCCCCCCGACCCCGGCAUGCGUUUGCGCCUCUCCGAUCGCGUCGGCUUUGCUGAGGGAAAUGGGAAAACGCCGUUUAAUCCGCCGCAAAGCCGGAGCCGCCGGGGCGCUGCUGACUCUGUGCGCCCUGCUCUCAAGCUGUGUCGCAGGAGAAGAUGGGGUUUUGGAGAAAAGGCAACUUUCCGAGCUAUACAACCAAGGCGUCUUCAUCCUGGAGAGUGUCCAGCUGAAGCGCUGCAUCAGCCUGGACCGCACCAACCUGGUGCUGGAGAGUUGCGAGAGGCCCACCCGCAGCAUGCUCUGGAAGUGGGUCUCCCGGCACCGGCUCUUCAACCUAGGCGGCAGCCAGUGCCUGGGCCUCAACACCAGCGAUGCACUGCAGCCACUGGGCACCUUCGAGUGUGAUGCGCCUCUCCGCACCCUGUGGUGGCGCUGUAGUGGGGACACUCUCUUUGGGGCCUCCCAGUUCAGGCUAGCUGUCACGGGCCGCCUGGUUGUGGCCAAAAGGACUGCAUACCACCAGUGGAGGAGGUACUUCACCACUGGGGAAGGCCCCUGCGCUUACCCCUAUGAAGAGAUCCACACGUUGUUGGGCAAUGCCCAGGGGAUGCCCUGUGCCUUGCCAUUCAAGUACAACAGCAAGUGGUACCCAGAAUGCACCAGCGAGGGCCGCGAGGAUCACUACCGCUGGUGUGCCACCACGAGCAGAUACGACCAGGAUGAGAAGUGGGGGUUCUGCCCAAGUACAGAGUUGGGCUGCGACACAUUCUGGGACCAGAAUGCAGAGACACGGGCAUGUUAUCAGUUCAACCUGUACAGCAUCAUGACAUGGGGGCAGGCACACUCGUCCUGCCGGGCGCAGGGUGGGGGCCUCCUCAGCAUCACAGAUCUCACAGAGCAGAAAUACAUCAGAGACAGGCUGAACGAUGUGGGCGUGGUGGUGUGGAUCGGCCUGAAUCACCUAGACGAGAACGCCGGCUGGAACUGGUCCGAUGGUGCUCCCCUGGCAUUGGUCAACUUCACGGAAGGCAUCACAGCCCCGUCUCGCCGCGAGAGGCAGUGUGGGGUAUACAACUCCACCUCUGGCCAUCCAUGGCAGAGCCUGUCCUGUGAGUCGGCGCUGCCCUACAUCUGUAAGAAGACGCCCAAUGACAGCAGGAGGGCGGAGUCCUUCGGUAACUGGCAACACUAUGGCACAGUGUGUCCCGAAGGCUGGACUCCCCAGAACCACUUCUGCUACCAGGUCCUGGAGGAGCCACAGAGCUGGCCGGACGCCUCCGCCUCGUGCCGGUCAUUGGGAGCCAACCUGACCAGCGUCCACUCCCUGGCUGACGUCGAGCUCCUGCUGGGACUCCUCGCUAACCAAUCGUUUGCAGAGGCUUGGAUCGGCCUGAGGAGCGAGACCUCGGUGGUCUUCGAGUGGUCCGACGGCACGCCCACGUCUGUCACGUUCUGGCACAGGCACGAGCCCGACCUCCGGCAAGGCAGCGGGCCGCUCUGCGCCAAGACUCACCGGGAGCACGGAAACUGGCUGCUGGCUCCCUGUGGCGCAAAGCUGCCCUCGGUGUGUCGGAAGCUGGGUCUCGUCCCCAUCAGGGAAACCGGGGCGAGGGACGAAGGAUGUGCCGAGGGCUGGAAACGGAGACAUCACUUCUGCUACAAGGUGAGCCGUCACCAGCAGAACUAUGAGGACGCCAUGAAGGGGUAUUACUGUGGCGCCGCCCUGGUGACAGUCAUGAAUAGGUUUGAACAAGCCUUCCUGAACAGCCUAAUAAACACCCUGAGCAUGAACUCCACUCAGUACUACUGGACCGCCCUACAGGACCGCAACAGAAGUGGCGAGUACAGCUGGCUGGUACAGAAUGGAUCAGGCGAGCCGCUACUCUACACAAACUGGAACAGACACCAGCCAGUCAGCGCCGGCGGCUGUGUGGCGCUCACAGGCGGUCAGGCUCUCGGCCGUUGGGAGGUCAAGGACUGCAAAUCCCACAAGGCCCUGUCGGUAUGCAAACAGGGGAUUGGCAGUCGCCAGGAGAUCCAGGAGUCUAUGGUGCACAUCAACAGUUCUGCCCCUUGCCUAACUGGCUGGCAAAGCAAGCCCGGACUGCUCCACUGCUACAAGGUGUUUCAUAGUGAAAAGAUCCUGAUGAAGCGCUCCUGGACUGAGGCAGACUUCUUCUGCCGGGCUCUGGGGGCAAACCUGGCCAGCUUCCGGCAUUACGGCGAAGAAGCCUUUGUCAAGGAGGCACUGGGGACGAUGUUCGCUGGGACGCAAAAUCGUUCGUUCUGGGUGGGAUUCAAUAAGAGGAGCCCCUGGGCCUUUGGCAGCUGGGAGUGGUCCGACGGGACACCUGUGGUGACCUCCUUCAUAGAGGACAAAAACAGUGAGGACGAUGAGCACAACUGUGCCGUCUUCACCGAGUCGGGCAGCCUGCUGGUCCCUCAGCCAUGCGACAGCAAACACGAGUGGAUCUGUAAGGUCCCCAGAGGUGUGGAGCUGACCAAGCCAUAUUGGUACACCGAGCAGCAUCAGUCCUGGGUAUUCUUCAGAGGUGCCGAGUAUUAUUUUGACCAGCAGCUGUUCCCGUGGAACGCCGUCUCCUUCGCCUGCAAUCUGAUGGGUGCCAACCUGGCCUCCAUACACUCCUUGGAGGAGUUGAACUUCAUCAAGGGGCGGAUGGAGAUGGACAAGGAUCCCUCCCAGUGGUGGAUUGGAUUGUCAUCAGACACCAUUAACAAAGAGUACAGUUGGAGCGAUGGCUCCCCACUGCAGUUCCAGAACUGGCCACAAGCACAUCCGCAGAAAUCUCCACCGCAGAGUGACGUCUGCGUCUCGAUGUCCUCACAAACAGGAAAGUGGUCAGGUGACCAGUGUGGCGAUCGCCACGGCUACGUGUGCAAACGCAGGAUUUUGUCGGUGCUGGAGAUCCCCCGCCAGCCCCACUACAUUGGGGGCUGCCCGGAGAAGUGGCUGUAUUUUGGGCACAAGUGUCUCUUUCUGCAUCUGCCAAAACACCCGGAAGAGGGUAAGACUUGGCAGGAGUCUCAGACGAUCUGUUCCUCAUCCCAAGGCUCGCUGAUCACCAUAGAAGAUGAGAUUGAACAAGCUUACGUUACAAUGCUGCUGCCUGGUGGCACGGCUGACGUUUGGAUUGGACUGCAAGAUGACGACCACUGGGUCAAUGGGAAAUCUCUCACUUACACCAACUGGUCUCCCGUUGAUCAGGAGAGUAGUAUCUCUGACUAUUAUGGGCCAGGUGAUGGCAAAGAGCCACUCUGCACGCUGCUGUCCAACUACCACAGCUUCCACUUCACCGGCAAGUGGUACAGCGAGAAAUGCUCGGCGACCGGCUACGGGUUCGUGUGCCAGAAGCCGCAAGACCCAACUAAACCCCCAUCCCAGUCCUAUUUCCAUCCUCUCCCCGACCCUAUCGAGUAUGAGAACCGCAGCUACAGGGUCGUCCGGGGCAACCUGAGCUGGUACGAGGCUCUGAAUAGAUGCUUGGAGAGAGAGACGCAGUUAGCCAGCAUCACAGACCCCCACCAUCAGGCUUUCCUUACUGUCCUCGUGAAUAAAUUGGCGCUGCCCCACUGGAUCGGACUCUAUAGCCAAGACGAUGGCAUCAGCUACCGCUGGUCCGAUGACAGCGACACAGCCUUCAUGCACUGGGACUCGGGGGACGAUGAGGACGAGGACACGCUGGGUAACUGCGUUUACAUGGACAUCACCGGUGCCUGGAAGAGGGCCGACUGCGAAGAGACGCUGCAGGGGGCCUUGUGCCAGGCGCCCCCUCCCAAGAGCAACGCGGUGUCAUAUGAGGUGACCUGCCCCGACAGGUGGAUUAAAUUUAAGAACAGCUGUUACAGCUUUGAGCCCAUAAUACAGAGACAGAGUCUGGAGGAGGCUAGAGAGCGCUGCAGACAUACAGCGAAGUCCUCGGACCUACUGACGGUUAAGAGUGAGGAGGAGAAUCGGUUUGUCCUGGAGAAGCUGAAAUCCUAUGCCCUGCCUCACCAAACAGUCUGGCUGGCCAUCCUCUACGACGCCAACGUCCCUGCCCUCUCUUGGUUUGAUGGCUCUGCCAUCCUGUACUCAAACUGGCACUUCAAAGCCCCCAGUGUCGAGCAGCUCUCCGCUGACACAUGCGUCUCCAUGAGGGCGUCCGACAGCAUCUGGCAUCUGUCCCACUGCGGUGACAAGCUGGGCUUCGUCUGCAAAAUCACGGCAGAUGCAGUAAAUGAAGUAGAAGUUGAACCGCUUAAUGGGCUGCACCAUGGUGUUAUUCCUGCCGCCGCCCUGGUGGCCAUCUUGAUAUUUGCCCUCCUUGUUGUAUCGCUGUGGUGCGUGUACAAGAGGAACGGGGCACGCCUCCGCAGAUUCCCAUUCCUCGGGAGCGCAUAUUACCGGCAAGCCAGCUCGCAGGCUGUGGACUCUGACGUGCUCAUAACAGACCUUGAAGGCAACGCCGGCGAAUAGGGCUUCAUCUCGGAGACCCCUUUACCCGGCGUGAGGGGAGCACAAGGGACUACAAAACCCCCCAGAGGGGAUUAAUACUCAGCUGAAGGAUGUAUUAACAAGUUGUUUACUUGCAUAUUUGCGCAUACAGAAAUGGGGAAGGGAUUCCGUGUGUGGAAUUUCCGUUUAUUUUAUUACGUGUUUUGUUGUCAAUUUUUGGUAACGAUGUUUUAAUGCCAAGAAUAUGAGUAUGCCUAGAAUAUAUAUUACCGGAGAGCUUGGCAUCAAGAUAAAGGUGUGUGUGUGUGUGUGUGUGUGUGUGUGUGUGUGUGUGUGUGUGUGUGUGUGUGUGUGUGUGUGUCUGGUGCGCAUGCACCUGUAUCUUUUCUGGCUUAACAGUGUCAUUGCCAUCUUGUCACACACAAACAUGGAUGAACACAUCUGCAUAAUCGCAGUGAAGCCCAGUCCUGUCAACGCAGGUUACCUUCCGCAGGCACGUCUCAUUCUGACUGUGGGAGCUUGUGAUUUAGACAGAAAUUUCUUUAAAAAGAUACAGACGUGUCGUGUUUUUUAAUGCGGGACAUUAUUGGUGAAGAAUACCAGGCAGUUUUGCUUAAUUGGUAAAUAUCCUAUAAUAUGCAAAGAAUGUAAAAACAACAAAAGGUAGACUAGGUUGAAUUUUAUUUUAAUACUGUGUUUGUUGUGCAUAUAUUACGGUACUUUUCUAGUUUUUAAACAUGUACAGAGAACUAUAAUUACGUCAAUGUAUCCUUUUGUUGCACACGUCAUAGUUUACAUCCUUGUAUUUAAAGCAAUGCAAUUAUUAAUUGAACACUGCUUACACUGAAACUUGAUCCAUUUGGUUGGUUCUGAAGGAAUUUGUGUGUAUUUGGCAGCAGCUAAACCAUUUUUUUUUACUUUUUACAGACGUUAUUUGUUAUCAAUUAUACGUUUCCAUUGAAAUAUUUAUAUUUCGUUUUUUUUUCCACACUAAAUGAACGGUAUGCUAAAAGUUUACUAAAUAAAAGGUGUAUCUCUUA
Brienomyrus brachyistius is the source of this 6538-nucleotide messenger RNA. It is a transcript of the gene pla2r1, whose product is annotated as phospholipase A2 receptor 1. Gene Ontology annotation, molecular function: signaling receptor activity. The record is from RefSeq and is a predicted model, not a curated record. The transcript has 30 exons. Bases 1104 to 5519 code for a protein of 1471 amino acids. Lineage: Eukaryota; Metazoa; Chordata; Actinopteri; Osteoglossiformes; Mormyridae.